Messenger RNA from Salvia hispanica, 3266 nucleotides. Its product is annotated as glutamate receptor 2.7-like. Gene Ontology annotation, cellular component: membrane. The record is from RefSeq and is a predicted model, not a curated record. Lineage: Eukaryota; Viridiplantae; Streptophyta; Magnoliopsida; Lamiales; Lamiaceae. Gene Ontology annotation, molecular function: ligand-gated monoatomic ion channel activity.
AUGAAGUUGGAGGCUCCCAUGGUAGCCAUUUGCCCUCUUGUUGUUUUGCUUCUCUUGCUGAACAGCGCCACGGUGCAGAGCACACCUUUCCCUGUAAGUGUUGGAGUGGUGGUUGACAUGGACGAUUAUGUCGGGAAAAUGGGGUUGAACUGCAUCACUAUGGCACUCUCUGAUUUCUACACAAAACAUGGCCAUUACCAGACCAGGCUGGUCCUUACCAAGAGAGACUCCAAGAAAGAUGUUGUCGGAGCAGCUGCAGCAGCUCUAGAUUUACUGAAGAAUGUCCAAGUGCAAGCGAUUAUAGGUCCGUUGUCCUCGAUGCAGACACCUUUUAUAAUACAUCUUGGGAACAAAUCCCAAGUACCAAUCAUAACAUUUUCAGCUUCAAGUCCGUCUCUCUUGUCAAUCCAAAGUCCAUACUUUGUUCGCGCUUCCUUAGGUGACUCUUUCCAAGUAACGGCCAUAGCUGCAAUAGUCCAAGCCUAUGGAUGGAGAGAGGUUGUGCCUAUCUGUGUGGAUAAUGAGUUCGGACAUGGGAUUAUGCCAUUUUUAGCAGAUAGUUUGGAAAAAGUAAAUGUGCGCAUACCUUACAGGAGUGUCAUACCAUCAUUCGCAACAGAUGAUCAGAUUGAUGCAGAGCUUUCCAUGCUAAUGACAAACCAAACUAGAGUUUUCAUUGUCCACAUGAGGACCACUCUUGGUUGUCGCCUGUUCAGCAAAGCUAAACAACUGGGAAUGAUGAGUGAAGACUAUGUGUGGAUAAUAACUGAUGGCAUGACAAACGAGUUAACUUCAAUGGAUCGUUCAGUUAUAGAAGAAGAUAUGCAAGGAGUUGUAGGUGUAAAACCUCAUAUUCCAAAAUCAGGAGAGCUGCAUAAAGUCAAAGUCAAAUACAAGAAAGAGAUUCAGCAGCAAGACCCAACAAAUCAAGAUCUGGACUUAAAUAUCUUUGGACUCUGGGCUUACGACUCUGCAGUUGCACUAGCAAUGGCAGUAGAAAAGGCAGGAAUAAGAAAUGCUACGUUUCUGAAGAAGGCAGGUGAUUCCACAACACCAACAGAUCUUGAAGGCUUUGGAAUCUCAGCCGUUGGAACUGAACUGAUUCAGGCAUUGUCAAAUGUCACUUUCAAAGGCCUUGCUGGAGACUUUAAACUAGUUAAGGGACAACUCGAAUCACCUCCUUACCAGAUAAUCAAUGUGAUUGGUGAAGGAGCCCGCGUUGCAGGAUAUUGGACAAAAGAAAAUGGAAUUGUUAGAGAACUCAACUUUGCAAAAUCUACCAAAAAUAUGCAUUCCACUUCCAUGUCCAACAUCGGAUUCAUUAUGUGGCCAGGUGAUAGAAAAAAUCCACCCAAGGGUUGGGUCACUCCGACCAAUGGGAAGAAGUUAAGAAUCGGAGUACCUGUAAGGGUUGGUUUCUCUGAGUUCAUGCAUAUCACUUGGAACUCCGAUAAUUCUACAAAAGUGGAAGGUUACUGCAAGGAUGUUUUUGAUAUGGUGAUCGAAGCACUACCAUAUGGCGUGCAGUAUGAGUAUUUUCCUUAUGCUACAUCUGACCAUACAAUGGCCGGCAGUUAUGACGAGUUUGUGUAUGCAGUACACCAAGGAGAAUUUGAUGCUGCAGUUGGAGAUGUAACUAUCGUAGCAAAUAGGUCAAAGUAUGUCGAUUUCACCCUGCCUUAUACAGAAUCUGGUGUAAUAAUGGUUGUACCCAUUAAAAACGACCAAAGCAAAAAAGCAUGGGUAUUUCUAAAGCCACUGACAUGGAAACUUUGGUUGACAAGCUUUUGCUCGUUCGUUUUCAUGGGCUUCCUUAUUUGGAUUCUAGAACAUCGGAUCAAUGAAGAUUUCAGGGGCCCUCUUUGGCAUCAAGUAGGCACGAUAUUUUGGUUUGCCUUUUCAACAAUGGUGUUCGCUAACAGGGAGAGAGUGAUAAGCAACUUGUCUAGGUUUCUGCUGAUCAUAUGGUUCUUGGUGGUUCUGAUACUAACGCAGAGCUACACAGCUAGUCUUACUUCCAUGUUGACAGUCCAAGAGCUGAAACCCACUAUCACAGAUGUCAAUGAGCUUAUAAGAAACAAAGAAACUGUGGGCUACCAUAAUGGGUCAUUUGUUUUUGAACUUCUGAAAGGAUUGAACUUUGACAAAUCCAGACUUUUAGCAUAUAACUCCCCCGAGGAUAUGCAUGAACUUUUCAGGAAAGGUAGUGCAAAAGGUGGUAUAUCUGCUGCUUUUGACGAGAUACCAUAUGUCAAGCUUUUCCUCGCCAAAUACUGCUCAAAAUACAUCAUGUUUGGGCCAACGUACAAGACAGAUGGUUUUGGUUUUGCCUUUCCUCUAGGAUCUCCACUAGUGCCUGAUAUUUCAAGAGCUAUAUUAAAUGUUACCGAGGGAAAGAAGAUGAUGGAGAUUGAGAAGAAUUGGUUCGAAAACGAUACCAAAUGUGCAGAUUUUAUUGAGUUUUCCUCAUCAAACAGUCUUGGGAUAGAAAGCUUCUGGGGGCUCUUCAUGAUUGUAGGUAUAGCUGGAGUUUUAGCCUUGAUAAUCUAUGUGACUAGAUUUCUCUACGAGAAUUGGCAUGUUGUGCGUCGAGGUUCUGACGCAGAGACAACGCUAGCUAGCAAAUCACUGGAGUUACUCCAGAGGUUCAACAGCAAAGACCUCACUAGUCGCACUUUCAAGAAAUACGAACGAAGAGUGAAUCACAAUGGUUGCGGAUGUGAUUGUGCGAGAAUAGUGAUGGAACCUUCCAACGAGUAUUUCCAUCCAAACCCAUCAACACUCUCGCAUAACUCACCAGGCAACAACGGCCCACCAAGUCGUAUGUCUUCAAGUCCUGAAGCGCAAGCAGGAUGCUCCACGAUAAGGCACGAAGGAGAAGAGUCUAAUGUUAUAGAACAAGACCAAGACCAAGACCAGCAAUCAGCGUCAACCGUGGCUCAGGAAACUCACUAAGACAGUUGGCUCAUAUAAAUGGGAUUUAUCCUAAGCACCAAGGGCGCGGAUAAAGGCAAUAGAUUUGCAAUUCUGGAAACAAACAUGUCACAUAUGUAUUCACAGAAGCAUAUGCGCUUAGAUGCACCAUUGACAAUGUUGUAGAACAAAACUUACCCGCAUUUCCGUAACCACAGCUUCCACUUUUUAACUACAUAUCUUUCCGCUAUCUUCGGCAACAUCUAUUUUCUUCACGGGGUAGUCCUAGAAAAAAUAAAGUUUGCAAGGAUAAAAGUUUACUUAUAUUAUGCCACACAACACCUCUCUAUGCA